GCGCCGGGCUCGGCCAUGGCGGCCGCGGCGGCGGCGCUCGGCGCCCUGGCCAGGGCCGCGGCCCGGCCGCCUCUGACGCUGAGGUGCGUAUUGUCAAAGUCAUUUUCAAAAGGAUCCUCUGUAGCAAAACGUCCACGACGUCCCUUGACUGCGUACCUCCGGUUUUUAGCCCAGCAACGUUCUAUAUUUAAAAAGCAAACUCCAGAUAUGAAAAAUGAAGAAAUAGUAAAAAAAUCUGCUGAAAUGUGGAGGGAACUUCCUGAAGUAGAGAAGCAGGUGUACAGAAAAGCUGCAAAUGUAGACUGGGAAGCAUUCAGAGAAGAGAUGGCUAAAUAUCAAGCACAGCUAACUCCGCUUCAGAGAAUAGCUAUGAAGAUCGAAAAGUUAGAAAAACAGGCCAAAAGCAGAGCAUCCAAAAAGAAGAGAGAGUUAACAGUGUUUGGAAAACCCAAAGAAACUCGCUUACCUCAGAACAUUUUUGUGUCGGAACAUUAUCAGGGCGCUAAGGGGGAUUCUUGGCAGGAAAAGAUCAAGUCCUUGUUUGAAGCUUGGAAAAAUCUCCCUAGUUCUCAAAAACAGGUAUAUUUUCAGCUUGCUCAAGAAGAUAAAAUUCGUUAUGAAAAUGAGAUGAAGAUCUGGGAAAAACAAAUGAUUGACAUUGGACGGAAAGAUCUUCUAUAUGUCAAAAGUAGAAGAAGCAAAAUCAAAGAUGACGACUAACAAAACUCCUCAUAGCAUUCCGUAAUGAGUUUUGAUCGCAUUUUCCUCGUUAGAGGGAUUCAAGAAGCAAAUUGGGUGUCACUGCCUGGGACUAUGACAAAAAUUAAAGAGGAGAUAGGUAAAUUUUAGAAUCAAUAAUUUAUCAACAGGUUGGAUCCUCCAUCUGUCCUUCACUUGUCCCAGGGGAGGGGCCGGCACUUAGAAUACCUGCCUUGUUGCUGGUCUGCAACCAGUGAACUGUCUGAAGGGCAGGAGGCAGAAAUCAGAAGUGAAAACUCCUCCAUUUUCAGGACUGUGGUGCUGUUGUCCUAAACCCGGAGGGGCUGCUGAGUGUAAAAAGUAAGAUAAAUCGCUUUUAAUGAUUACUGGGGUGAACAAAUUGAGAUUGUUUCCUUUCUGUAUCAUUUGCCCCUAAAGGUUCUUUUACAAGGCUUCUCCCAGUGAGUGUCCACAUUUCGGAUGAUGAGGACCAUACCCUCUGGAGGGUGGUCAUGCAAAAUUUAGGAGGGACUCUGUAGUAGGGAAGAUUUUGAUCAUUACAAUGCUUUCACCACUGGUAAAGUGUUGACUGAUUUCACUGGACGUAAACGUAAGGUUGAACGGUGAAUUGUUACUGUUUCUGCAUGAUGUUUGGUCAAAUGACUCCAAAAUGAAGCAGGAAGUAUUUAGCCUUUUCAGAAACUUUUUUUUCAUUACUAAACCCCCAAAUAUCUGAGACACCGGGAAGGAUUGCUAAGUGUGGAGAAAUUAAAAUGUAUUGAAUUUCAAAUCACAGGUAAUAAUUAAUACUUCCUAAAAUACUUGGAGAAGGUUAUACCUACAUGUAAUUACUGACUUCUGUAAUUAUUAAGCAUUUAUAAUAGGUUGUCAACAGGUUUGUGGGCAAACACCAAUCUCGGGGAAUUCAAGUCCUCCAUUUCUUGUUCUGGAGUCUGACGUGAUCCUCUUAUUUUUUUUUUCUUUUUUUUUUUUUUUACAUGGGCAUUUGCAAGAGGGCUCCAUCCCAUCUCCUUUCCCCCCUCCUCACCCUCCUGACUGUAUUUCUAUUCCCACCCCCUAACCCCCCAAAAGAUGGCAUAUCAAAUCUAUGCAUUCCAUUGUUACAUUGCAUAGAAUAAACUAUUUUAAUAAAUCUU
Molecule: messenger RNA, 1856 nt
Organism: Ornithorhynchus anatinus (platypus)
Lineage: Eukaryota; Metazoa; Chordata; Mammalia; Monotremata; Ornithorhynchidae
Product: transcription factor A, mitochondrial-like
Exons: 7
Coding region: 16-720 (234 amino acids)
Molecular function (GO): transcription cis-regulatory region binding
Source: RefSeq, a predicted model, not a curated record